AUGGCUUGCAACAAUCUGGAAUACGACACCAUGUAUACUUCAAUGGAUGAUCAAGAUCGCAACAUUAAUCUCAACGACAACGACAUCGUUAACGAUGACGUAUUUCCAUUGGAGGACGAAUUACUCGAUCAAGAUCGCAACAUUAAUCUCGUUAACGAUGACGUAUUUCCAUUGGAGGACGAAUUACUCGACGACGACAUCGACUUUCCUGUGGAUGACGUAGUUCUUGAAGGCGAGGAGCAGAAUCUAGAUGAUGUUAUAGAUUCGGGGUUGUUCUUGGCGGCUGAACAGGGCUACUUUUCGGAGCCGGCGUUGCGGGCUGAUCUCGUGCUGUGGAUUACGGGGGCGACAUCAGUUCAUGAUCAUAUGUUGGAGGACGCCUCCUUCGAUUACGGUUCUGUUUUUGCAAGCGAUGAUCAGGGAGAGUUAAACAGAGUAAUAGGACAGAGUUUUUCGGAGUCGGCGGCGGGGGCGUUUGGAUCAGUUCCGGCGGCUAAAUCGGUAUUGGAGGCUCUAGAGAAGUUCAGAUACGAGAGAAGCAAUGAAUCAGACUUGAUGACAUGCGUGAUCUGCAUGGAAGUGGUGAUGAAUGGGACCCACCUCACUCGUUUGCCUUGCUCUCAUGUUUUUCAUGUUGAUUGCAUUAUGGAGUGGCUAAACGACAAUCAUACUUGUCCUCUCUGUCGAUUUAAAUUGCCUAGCCAGUAA
Morus notabilis is the source of this 708-nucleotide messenger RNA. RefSeq names its product E3 ubiquitin-protein ligase CIP8. The record is from RefSeq and is a predicted model, not a curated record. Gene Ontology annotation, molecular function: ubiquitin protein ligase activity. The coding region runs from base 1 to 708 and encodes 235 amino acids. Lineage: Eukaryota; Viridiplantae; Streptophyta; Magnoliopsida; Rosales; Moraceae. Gene Ontology annotation, biological process: protein ubiquitination. Gene Ontology annotation, cellular component: cytoplasm. The transcript has a single exon.